UACGAGCUGCAAACCCGAAGUGAGGCGAACACAACCGACUGGCUGAUAGAUCGUUACCGGGAUUUGACGUCCCUAGACACAAAUAACAAUAUAUAUAGAUAUACGCUCUCUACCUGUCAUUGUUCGUGAAGUGCAAUAUCUGUUGCAGCAACGGUGGUAAACAUGUUUGUUUACAUACAAAAGAACAUAUUUAGUCGGAAAACGUGUCCUGAAUGACAGCUGUGGUCCCAAGAAUCGAUUCCGUAGAACUGAACUGUUAGUUCUUGAAACAAAAGGAACUACACGAUUAAAAGUCUAAGGUACUAAAGCUGCUUGACACAGUGUGCGCUGGCAGUUGUAAAAUCCAGAUAAAGUUUCACGGCAAUAGAUGAUAUUAUACCAGUCAGAAAAGUAAUGGCUUACAUUUCCGCUGUUGUUGCCAGUAAGAACUGCAAUUCAGUGUAGACGACUAUGAGGAAAUCACGGGGUGCAUCAAGAACACCUCCACUGUCAGUCGCAGUUCGUGCAGGCGAUGUCAAUGCUGUCCGGAAACUGCUCAGAGAAGGAGAAAGUCCAAACGAUUUCGAUAACCGCGGCUGGACGCCACUGCACGAGGCAGCUGCAGGAGGGCAUGUCACAUGUGCUUUAUUGUUGCUGCAUUUUGGGCAAGACAUUAAGGAUGUAAUAACUCAUGAAGGAGAAACACCACUUUUCCUGUCUGUUAAUCCAGACUCUAAACCUGAUGUAAUUAAAGUUCUUCUGAACCACUCAGCAGAUAUGAAUCUUGGCAACAAUGAACGGUUCACACCAUUGCAUAAAGCUUGUGAGCUUGAUUUGGUAGACCGUGCCCACCUGCUUUUAGAGUCUGGUGCAGAUAUCAAUGCUGCAAAUAAUAAUCAUAGCCGGCCUAUUCAUGAAGCCAUCAAAAGAAGAUCUGUGGAAAUGGUCAAUCUGCUGGUGAAAUUUGAGGCGGACCUGAGCUUAAGAGAUUCAGAUGGGCGCACACCCAUCAUGACUGCUGCUUACAUGGGCUUUCACGAGGUCCUUAAAAAAUUGGAUACACCAGAAUUAAACAUAAUUAAUGAGAGUCAGUUCGGAGAGUCGUUAGGAGACACAGCACUGAUGUUGGCUGUUCGAGGAGGCUGUUUAAAAACAGUUGAAGUCCUUCUUGAGAUGGGUGCUGAUGCCAACAUCGUGAGAGAAGACACUCAACAAACAGCACUGCACCUCGCUGCACGGCGUGGUGACCCAAGGAUUGUUGAACUCAUCAUAAAGGCGACAGAAAUGGAAAAAGUGGCACUGUGCAAAAAUCCUUUGAUAAAUGCAAUUGAAAGCAUGCAAGUGAAAACGAUUGAAUUGCUAUUGGAGUGGAUGCAUGCCCAUCCACAUUUAGUAAGGAAGGUCAUUGAAUGCGAAAGUGGGGUAUUCGCGCAAGAUUACAAAGUGACUGGUCCUGUCUCGUACCUACUCUACUACAAGGCUGACCACAAGGAAUUAUUGCCUGUGCUGCAUCUGCUCCUUAAAAAUGGAUGUCCGGCAAAUGUGUCCUCCGUCAAUGAAUUUCCGCCAUUAACAGCAACUACAGCUUCAUCAGCACCGAAAAGAAUAAAGAAAGAAUGUAUUGAGAUUCUUUUAGACUAUGGUGCUGAUGCUGACCACCCAUUCCCCUGGUAUGCAAAGAUGUACCCCCUAUCAUUCCUGCCAGCAGCCUGGUAUUAUGCAUUGCGUCUUCACCCAGGUGAGAACUGGUUGAUCAGGUUGCUGAUGUCUGUAAGCAAAAAAUGUGACCCUGAUACGCUACUCUCAGUAGUGUAUGUUUAUGCCUAUUAUAAGACAAUGCUGGUUGAUGAAGAACUAUGUGCAUGUAGGUCUACACUUCAGCAUACAUUGGAUUUAGCUCUUGAACUAGGUCCCUCAGACUAUUCCAUGAUGUUCAGCAUUUGGGCGAAAUUUAGGAAAUCAGGACUGUCUGGAGAAGGACUGACUGGAGAAGGAGUGCAAAACCAGCAAGAAGAAACUACUCAGGAUGAUUUGAUUGUUCCACAAAUGUUAACACCAACACCACUCGCAAAGCUAUGCCGUAUCUUAGUCCGCAAACAUUACUCUCUAUCAGCUCUGAGGAAAUAUGAUAUGCCUAGCAUUGUAAAUGAUUUCCUGAACUAUAUGUUCUGAUUUUGGGCUCUCUUUUGAAAAUAUAAUUUAUCUGCUGAGGAAAAGUCAUAUUAUAUUACACAAAAUACACUUGAUACAUAACUAAUAUAUGAACCUUUAUACUGUCUUGAUUACUAUUAAAGUUAUUCCGAACUCUGAAAAUGAGUUAUUCAAGAAAUACAGUUGAACAAAAAUAGUUAUAUGUUGUGGAUUUUGUGUGUCUGUCCAGU
This is a messenger RNA of Schistocerca americana (American grasshopper), 2360 nucleotides long. RefSeq names its product ankyrin repeat and SOCS box protein 3-like. The coding region runs from base 451 to 2151 and encodes 566 amino acids. Gene Ontology annotation, molecular function: protein binding. Gene Ontology annotation, cellular component: cytoplasm. The record is from RefSeq and is a predicted model, not a curated record. The transcript is spliced from 12 exons. Lineage: Eukaryota; Metazoa; Arthropoda; Insecta; Orthoptera; Acrididae.